Molecule: messenger RNA, 2553 nt
Organism: Saprolegnia parasitica CBS 223.65
Lineage: Eukaryota; Oomycota; Saprolegniomycetes; Saprolegniales; Saprolegniaceae
Product: serine/threonine protein kinase
Exons: 12
Coding region: 1-2553 (850 amino acids)
Biological process (GO): protein phosphorylation
Cellular component (GO): cytoplasm
Molecular function (GO): protein serine/threonine kinase activity; ATP binding
Source: RefSeq, a predicted model, not a curated record
AUGGGGCGCUAUACCGCGGACAUGGCGAGUCCGGCCUUUGACGGGCCCAAGACGCGACGCGCGUGCAUGUCGCCCGUGUCCUCCUCCGACGAAGAUGGCGAUCGCUUCGAUUUUGAGCCGCGCAAGCGAUCGCGCUCGGCCAAGCCGCCGGCCAAGCGGGCCAAGACGACGAAGCGGUCGGCCGCCAAGAAGACGAGAGACGCGCCAGCGCCUUUCGUCGCGUACCUCGUCGAGUCGCUCAAGGAGAGCGUCCAGGCCAAGCUGAGUUUUGCGUUUGGCUUUGGCCUUGGCUCGAUCAUCCCGCUGCCAACCGGCGACGAGUGGACCGGUGACGAGACCAAGAAGCUCGCCGAGUGGCUCGAGUCGCUUGGGUUCACGGCGCACAAGAGUACGAACGUGUACCGGAUCUCCAACAAACAGGCCGCGACCUUGUUGAAGGCGUUGCAGCCGACGGUCCACCCCUCCGCCAUGAGCGAGUCGACAAAGGCGUACAUCCACAACUUUGCGCUGCCGCUGGACGAGUCGCUCGAGUUUGUCUCGGCGCCCGUUGCACUACCGCCGGUUGCACCGUCGCCCGCUGCACCGUCGCCGGCGGCUGCGCGCCCGUCCCCAACCAUGGCGUCCAACCCGCGUUUGCAUUGGGGCACGUCGCCAAUCUUGCCCGCGCGGCUCCAUCGGCACCGCCUCGGCGUCGAUCCGAGCCCUAUCGCCAAGAUCUCGCCGCAGCUCGACGAGCACUCGCUGGACGUGUCGUUCGACGUCGACGACGACGACAUGAGCGACGUGGUUGUCGCCAAGCGCAUUAGUUUUGGCGCGUUCGUCAAGCACGCCAAGCCCACUGCGAUCGUUGGCGGCGCGAUCUCGCCGAUUCGAGAAGAAACCAGCAGCACCGACACGUCGCUGCCGUCGCGCUCCCGGCUCCACGACGCCUCGACCGACGCCAACGUAUCGUUCUCGCUCCUCAACCUCUCGCGGGACGACCUCGCAUUCGUGCAGACCAAGCGCCAGCGCAACCACCAGCGCCGCUUGUCGUUUUUCGAGCACGCGCCCCGGCGCUCGUCGUUCUUCGUGCCAUCGACGACGGUCAUCGUGACGCCAACCGUCUUGCCGGACGCCGUCGCAACGCUCGUGCUCUCGUCGGGCUUUCUCAAAAUGACGCCGCAGGUCGCUAGCGUCAGCAAGCAUUGGCACCACACCUGCUCGGCGGUGCAAGCGUGGACCCGCGCCGACUACACGGCGCUGCCGUUAAUGGAGCAGGCCUUGAUGGACCUGUACCCGCGCGGCCAGUUUCUCGCCGACGGCGCGUACAAGCGCGUAUACAAGGUCCAUGCGGUCGCGUCCAAGCACGACGAAGCCAUGAGCGUCAUGGACGUGCGCGCGAUCGAAGCCCUCGGGAAUGAACACAUUGUCCGGCAAGAGAUUGCAACGUCGCUGCUCAUGUCGGACCUCGUCGCGUCCAAUGUGUGCCCCAACUUUGUUCGCCUGUACGACGUGUUUCUUGCCGGUGCCGCCGCGCCUGCGGUUUGGGGCGGUCCGGCCUUGCCGACGGACGCCACGGGCCGAUACCUCUACACCCGCAUGGAGCUCUGCGACGGCGGCAACGUCGAAGACUACCUGCGCACCCACGGGUCCCUCGACGCGCACGACGUGGCGGCCUACUUUUUCCAAAUGUGCUUUGCGCUCUACACGGGCCGCGCCACGCACGCGCUGCGGCACUUUGACAUCAAGCUGCUGAACUUUUUCCUCCAAUCCCACGACGCGGGUGUCGUUGCGUACGAGUUUGAUGGCGCCACGUACUCGCUCGCGGCCUCUGCAUGGGUCAAGCUCGCCGAUUUUGGCUCGGCGACGACACAGGACGGCUCGCUCACCGCGCCGAUCGGGUUUGAGCACUGGACCACGUACGAGAACGCCCCGAUCGAGUUUUUCGUCGACGGCGACGACGCGGUCCAGGGAUAUGCCGUCGAUACGUUUGCCUUGGGCUUGUGCCUUUUGCACCUCGCCACUGGCAGUCUGCCCUACGAAGAGCUCUUGGUCGACGUCGUGUGCCCGAAAGGUCUCAAGGCGACGCUCCUCCGUCUCUGGAAGGUCAAGCGUGCGACGAAGGGGGCGCCGGCUUUUUCGAUUCUUCAAAAAGUCCUUCGGCGCGACGCCAGCCACAGCGACGUGCUCUGCGAUACCCUGUAUCGCUACUGUGUGCUCUUUGGCCUGGACUCGCUUCAGAGCACGUCACGUGUCGCGACCGCCCUCCGAUCCCAGCUGCUCGGAAAGGCCAACGCGCGCCGGUUGUCGCCGGACGCCACGCAGUUUCACGCCGACGUCGCCGCGUUUUCGCUCGCGACGGGGACGCACAAGGCCGUGGUCGCGGCCCGCACCCGCCUCGUAGCGAUCGAUGGGCUCACGUUGCUCCAAGGCCUUGUGGACUUUACACCGGCGCGCCGCCCGAGCCUGAAGCGAGUGCUCGCCGCCGACAUCUUCGCGACUCUCCGCGUCGCCACGACGACGACGCCCGAUGUGGUGAUUGCCACGUACAAGACGGCGGCCGUCGACGUCUAA